Portunus trituberculatus (swimming crab) is the source of this 2046-nucleotide messenger RNA. RefSeq names its product dnaJ homolog subfamily C member 22-like (gene wus). The coding region runs from base 95 to 1291 and encodes 398 amino acids. The record is from RefSeq and is a predicted model, not a curated record. Gene Ontology annotation, cellular component: plasma membrane; early endosome. Gene Ontology annotation, biological process: endocytosis. Lineage: Eukaryota; Metazoa; Arthropoda; Malacostraca; Decapoda; Portunidae. The transcript is spliced from 9 exons.
CGCCGAGAUCAGCUGUGUCGAACCUGUAGCCACCUGGCCUGUCUCCGUUCAGCGACUCUCGAAUAUCACAGCUGUGGUGUCUGCUUGUGGCCCUAUGCAGUAUUACGAAUUCUACGAUGAUGGUGACGGUUCUAAUGAGGAAAGCGUACCAAAAGACGUCAAUCCAGUCGGGUACAUUGCUGGUGGAGAUCUGGAUUUCAAAAAGAGACCCAGACCUAGACCUGUCAAAAAAGCUACUAAGAGCAUUUGGAUUGCAUAUAUCUGCUGGUUGCUAGGAGGAUGGUGCAGCUUACAUUUGAUUUACCUGAGACGGGAACGCCAGGCAUUGAUUUGGUACACAACUUUUUUUGGCUUUGCUGGAGUUGGAAUAGUACGUGAUUUCUUCCGCAUCCCUGAAUAUGUCCGAGAUAUUAAUGAAAGCAAUCAAUAUGUUGAGCAACUAACAUCAAAGAUGAAGAAGUACAAGAAGCCUCCAUUCAGUUUGGUCCGAUUUGUUGGCCAGAUACUGACAGGGAAUUCAUGGAGUUUCCUUUUAGGGGCUGCAGUACCCAGGGAGCCAAUAUUUGGUGUGUCCCUUGUGCCACUCAUUCAUCUGGCUCCUGUAGGAGCAGCUUUAGCUGUGUGGAUCAUUGGAAAUAUAGGAAGGGAACGAGGGAACUUAAAAUGGGCCAUGAUUGGUGCUUUGGGAGUUGUUCCCAUCUCCUUCAUCCACCCGCCUGUUACUAACUUCAGUGCAGUUACCUCUACCGUACUCUUCAAUUGGAAAGGAAAAGAAUGGCUAAGAACACCGUACCCAAAAAUUCACAUUUGCAGGCGUUUGGCAACCUUAUUCAUGUGUGGACUUGUAUUCACAAGUCUGUGGGCAUCUCAUUUCUACUUCAAUGCCACAGUCACAGACAAGAAUGGAGAUGAAAUCAAGAUGAGGGAUGCUGCUAAGAAUUUCAUCAACUCUCCAAUGUUCCUUGAGUUUAAGAGAAACUUGGGGGUGCUUUACAGUAACAUAUUGGAAUAUGGCUGGAAAACUGCUUGGACUAACUUUAUUGAGCUCCUUGAUCCACAAGGGGAAACACAUGCUUUGAAGGUGUUGGGCUUGAAGAAAGGAGCCAGCCAAGAAGAAAUUAAAUCUGCUUAUAAAGAACUGGCUCGAGAAUGGCAUCCAGACAAGCACAGAGAAAAGAAGGAAGAAGCCAAUGCCAGAUUUGUAGAAAUACAGGCUGCAUAUGAAAGACUGUCUGCCAUUAAGAAUCAACGGAAAUUAAGGAACAAACUGGAAGAAGAGAGAUAUUGUUGACAACAGCAGGGUGAGUGAACUGUCUCCAGAAGGGGUAUAAACCAUGAUCACAGGUUCGUUUUUAUUUUAUUUUAUUUAUUUAUUUUAUUUAUUUAUUUAUUUAUUUAUUUACUUUUUAAUAGUCUAAAGCACCUGUAGGUAUAUUUGAAGAGUAAGGUAAGCACUGUCAAGCUUCCACCCAUUUUAUUUAUACUGGUACCCAUAUUAGGCCCCAUAUCACCUAUCCAAUUGCAUCUUUGGUGUAAGGCAGUUACACCUCUACCUAGAACCUGGGUAUCAUAGUGACAUGUAGGUAACUUUAAACCACUCAGCAAAUUGCAAAUGGGAUUCGAACCUACGCAUGGACGUCUGCCUAAUCCCAUGCUCAAACCUUAUACCAGUAUGCCACUGCAGUCUAGAGAAAGAGGGAUAAACUCAAACAGAUUUCAUGUAGUAGGAAGCUGUUGCAACCCAUACUAAGUGAAGCCUACACUACUGAAUGGCUAUCAUUUAGUACAAUGGGUUUGGUACCAUAAACUAGUCAAUGUUGUGGUCCAAGAUGAUUUAAUAGUGAUGUUAUAGAUAUGGCAAUUGAUCUCAGUUACCUAUGCUGAGGUGAUAUUUAGUGAAGUAUUGAUCGGGUCACCAAGAACACAUGUACUAUGUUUUUCUGUAAGACAAUUGUGGUAUUUACAACCUUUUUGAGAUUAAUCUUAUUUCUUUUGUUUCUCAGAGGGUCCUUUAUCUCUGGCUAGAUAAUAAACAACUUCACCAUA